AGGUCGUCUAUCCAGGACAGAGCUUGAAGUUCUUCGUAGGCCUCCGCCGGCGGGCGGAGGUGGUGGUGAUGUGCAGCAACUCCGCUGUCGAGGACCUGCCGGCCACGCUAAGAGUCGUGCACCGCUGCGUCCACGGCGAAAGGACGACCCCACUUUCGUUCCUGUCGACUCCUCUCGCAUCGGCUUUCCGAUGACGCGGAGCGAGAAGACGGUGUGGGUAGCGACGCUGUGCUGUUGGCAAUGAGCGGUAGCCGCCUCCUGAAGGUAACCGUAGCCCUCGCUACCAUCCCAGGCCGGUAGCAGUAGCUUACAGCGGCCGAUGUCACUGCAACUGAGAAUGCCUUGAUUGAUCAGUUCUGGGUGAUCGACACGCGCUUCCGCCUCUCGGUGCACUGGCGUUCCAUGGCGCGCGCCGAGUGGCCGCCUCUGUACAUCCCUCAGUGGAGCGAGUCCUGUGGCGGGCCCCUUCUCCAGACGCCUUGCAGACACCUCGUCGAUGAUUAUGACAGCGCUGCCACGAUGAGUCUGCAGGAGGAGAUCGCCACGAGGGAUACCUCCGCAUCACCGAGUACCGUUCGGCGAGGUUGGCCCUCAUCGCUCUACAGCAGAUCAGCACCGCGCUCUCCGCUGAAGGGACCGGUGGGCAUAUUAACCAUGCGCCCUUUCCGAUUGUACGCAUUUUGUUUGUUCGGCAGCUCUACACAGAGGCCACCCCAACCAUGACGGCGGUGCUGCGGAACACGGCGGUGCAAGUCGGGGUGAGGCGUUGCCGCGAGAACCGCUGUGGCGAACCUCUCCGUUGCGCCUUGGGAGACCGCAGUGCUAAGGAGAACGUCGUUGCGCUCGAUCGCGUGUCAGCAAGUAGCAGCACGCUAGGUUAGGAGAGCAAGGCCCUACUACAGCAAUGCAAAGCCACCUGCCUCGCCUCUAAUAAAUAUGUUCGCCAGCCGUCAAAGACGUUGGCCGCCGCCUACGACGUGGCCUAUGCGAAGCAGCUCGUAGUGGAGGGCUACGCCUGUGAAGUGAUGGUCCCUGUCGGUGAGGCUGAAAGGCAAAACGGUGGAGACGGUGUGGCGUGCGAUUCAGGCCUAUCCAUAUGAAAGCGGCGAUGCGGACGUGCUGAACAUGGACCUCGGUGAUGUCGCUAACUCUGUCGCAGAGCGCUUUAGCUACAUAAAAGACGCGCCGUCGGUGGACCUGACGAGUUCCCGCCACGUUGUGUGGGGAGCAAUGCGGGCGCGCAUGGUGACCAGCAUCAACUCCAAUGCACUCGAGAGUAAGCUGGAGGACGAGCUCAACGACUACGAGGAGCGAAGCAACAAGAUAUUGAUGGAUGCGUGA
This is a messenger RNA of Leishmania braziliensis MHOM/BR/75/M2904, 1341 nucleotides long. The record is from the annotation of a RefSeq genome assembly. Lineage: Eukaryota; Euglenozoa; Kinetoplastea; Trypanosomatida; Trypanosomatidae.